AAGACCUUGGGUUGUAAUUUGGUGAAGGGAUGACAUUAAUUUCUAAUCAACAUAAGGGUUUAGUAGAGUUUGUCAAGGAGAAGUUACCAUUAGUUAAGCAUAGGCAGUGUGCCAGACAUGAGUAUGCCAACUUUAAAAAGGUUUACAAUGGGAUUGAUUACAAGAGACAUUUUUGGGCAGCUUCAAUGGCAACCAUAAAGUCAUAUUUUAUUGGGACAAUGGAUGAACUCAAAGAAAUGAAUGGGAGUGCUUAUGACCACCUCAUGGCAAGGAACCUAGAAAGUUGGAGUAGGGCAUUUUUUAGUGAGGGUAGAGCAUGUAAAGCAGUAAAAAAUGGUAUAUCAGAGAGCUUCAAUUACAUAAUUCGGGAGGCAAGGACUAAACCACUUCAUACUAUGUUGGAGAAGAUCGGAAUGUAUGUUAUGGAGAGGUUUUGUAGGAUGUCUACAAAACACUUAACAUUUAGGGAAGAUGGGAAAACAAAGGCAUCUCAAUAUGUUAAAGGGGUGCAUGAAGGUAUCCACAUGGACAAUAAAGAUGAAGGGAUGCAAGAUGUUAUGUUGGUCGAAGAUUUCAAGGGUGAUAAACAUGAUAGACAGUUGCUUGCAUCAAGAUACUCAUAG
Molecule: messenger RNA, 623 nt
Organism: Lactuca saligna
Lineage: Eukaryota; Viridiplantae; Streptophyta; Magnoliopsida; Asterales; Asteraceae
Source: the annotation of a GenBank genome assembly